Molecule: messenger RNA, 15554 nt
Organism: Chanos chanos (milkfish)
Lineage: Eukaryota; Metazoa; Chordata; Actinopteri; Gonorynchiformes; Chanidae
Gene: herc1
Product: HECT and RLD domain containing E3 ubiquitin protein ligase family member 1
Exons: 78
Coding region: 206-14827 (4873 amino acids)
Molecular function (GO): protein binding; ubiquitin-protein transferase activity
Source: RefSeq, a predicted model, not a curated record
AUCGAGGGAGAAUGGGGUGCUCCUCCUUUCACUCCCAGUCAUCGUUAACAGGUUGAUCAAAUUUUAAGUUAGUGUUUAUGAGGUUGUCCAUUUAGCCCCACAACAUGAAGGUGCAGAAGUAAUAAUAAUGCUAAUCACUUUCGUUUGUAAUGCACAGAAGAGGCCUCUGACAGUUUCUGGUGUGAUGACAUGCGUGUGAAGCACCAUGGCCGUGAUGAUUCCACCAGUAAAGCUUAAAUGGCUGGAGCACUUGAACAGCUCCUGGAUCUCAGAAGACAGCGAGUCCAUCUCCACACGUGAGGGGGUGGCACUGCUUUAUGCGAAGCUGCUGGCCAAUAAGGAGGUGGUUCUGCUGCCUCAGCAGGUGCUAUGUUUGAAAGGCCCACAGCUGCCAGACUUUGAACGAGAAUGUUUGUCCAGCGAUGAGCAAGAACAUUAUCUGGACGCUUUGCUGGCCAGCCAGCUUGCCCUGGCCAAGACCGUCUGUUCUGACUCGCCUUUCGCCACCGCGCUCCGCAAACGUCUCUUGGUCCUGCAGCGCAUUUUCUAUGCACUUUCCAACAAGUACCACGAUAAGGGCAAGGUGAAGCAGCAGCAGCAUUCACCCGAGAGCACGCUGGGAUCUGCGGACAUGCACGCGGUCAGUGAACGUCCUCGAUCCAGUACAGACGCGCUGAUUGAGAUGGGUGUGCGGACCGGGCUCAGCCUGCUCUUUGCGCUGCUCAGACAGAGCUGGACCAUUCACCCCACCGGGCCGGGACCCAACCUCUGCAACGAUGUCAUCACCACCGCCAUCGAAGUGGUGGGCUCUCUGCCGCCACUCUCGCUGGCCAACGAGAGUAAAAUCCCCCCCAUGGGCUUGGACUGCUUAGCUCAGGUGACCACGUUUCUAAAGGGCGUGACGAUGCGGAACUCCGGGGCGGACAUGGUGGGUCGGCGGCUGGCUUGUGAACUACUGCUGGGUUUGGCUGCCCAGCGAGGUUCCCUGCGCUACCUGCUGGAGUGGGUAGAGAUGGCACUGGCUGCCUCAGCUGGCGUCACGAGCGUCGAACCCAGCAAAGCCACGCCGAACCAAGAGGGACUGAUCGGAUACGACUGCUUCAUGAACAUUCUCAUGCAGAUGAGACGCUCUCUGGGGUCAUCUGCUGACCGUAGCCAGUGGAGAGAGCCAGUGCGUACCCCCGAUGGUCUGUGUUCCCUGUAUGAGGCUGCGCUGUGUCUUUUUGAGGAGGUAUGUCGGAUGGCGUCGGACUACUCCAGGACGUGUGCAAGUCCAGACAGCAUCCAGACCGGGGAGGCAGCGAUGGUGUCAGAGACCUGUGAGGUUUAUGUGUGGGGGAGUAACAGCAGCCACCAGCUGGUGGAGGGAACUCAGGAGAAAAUCCUCCAGCCCAAACUGGCACCCAGCUUCAGUGAUGCACAGACGAUUGAGGCUGGUCAGUAUUGUACCUUUGUCAUUUCCUCUGAUGGCUCUGUAAGAGCCUGUGGGAAGGGAAGUUAUGGGCGCCUGGGACUGGGUGACUCCAAUAAUCAGUCCACUCUGAAGAAGUUAACGUUUGAACCUCACCGCGCCAUCAAAAAAGUGUCGUCAUCCAAGGGCUCAGAUGGCCACACGCUGGCGUUUACCAGUGAAGGGGAGGUUUUUAGCUGGGGAGACGGAGACUAUGGCAAACUGGGGCAUGGCAACAGCUCCACCCAGAAAUAUCCCAAACUCAUACAGGGCCCACUGCAAGGAAAGGUGGUGGUGUGUGUGUCUGCAGGCUACCGGCACAGCGCAGCUGUCAGUGAGGAUGGAGAGUUGUACACAUGGGGUGAAGGAGACUUCGGGAGACUGGGUCAUGGCGAUAGUAACAGCAGAAAUAUUCCCACACUAGUGAAGGACAUCAGUAACGUCGGUGAGGUCUCUUGUGGGAGUUCCCACACCAUAGCACUGUCCAAAGAUGGACGCACUGUCUGGUCAUUUGGCGGAGGGGACAAUGGGAAACUAGGUCAUGGGGACACUAACCGUGUGUAUAAACCCAAAGUUGUGGAGGCGCUGCAAGGCAUGUUCAUCAGGAAAGUGUGUGCAGGCAGCCAGUCGUCUCUAGCCCUCACCUCCACGGGGCAGGUCUAUGCCUGGGGCUGCGGUGCUUGUCUUGGCUGUGGGUCGUCUGAGGCCACGGCACUCAGACCCAAACUCAUCGAAGAACUCGCCACCACCAGAGUGGUCGACAUCUCCAUAGGCGACAGCCACUGCCUUGCCUUAUCCCACGAUAAUGAGGUGUAUGCGUGGGGAAAUAACUCCAUGGGCCAGUGUGGGCAGGGGAACUCCACUGGACCCAUUACCAAACCGAAGAAGGUGAUUGGUUUAGAUGGAGUUGCCAUUCAGCAAAUUUCCGCUGGAACCUCCCACAGUUUAGCCUGGACCGCUCUCCCCAGAGACAGGCAGGUGGUGGCAUGGCACAGGCCCUACUGUGUUGACUUGGAGGAGAGCACUUUCUCUCACCUGCGUUCAUUUCUGGAACGGUACUGUGAUGGUAUCAACAGUGAGAUUCCACCCCUGCCCUUCCCUUCCUCCAGGGAACAUCAUAACUUCCUAAAACUGUGCCUACGACUUCUGUCCAAUCACCUGGCUCUUGCUCUGGCGGGGGGUGUGGCCACCAGUAUUUUGGGCCGGCAGGCGCGCCCGCUGCGCAACCUGCUAUUCAGAUUAAUGGAUGCCUCAGUGCCUGACGAAAUCCAGGAGGCUGUUAUUGAGACAUUAUCAGUGGGAGCGACAAUGCUGUUGCCUCCUCUUAGGGAGAGAAUGGAGCUGCUCCACUCUCUGCUGCCACAGGGACCAGACCGCUGGGAGAGCCUCUCAAAAGGACAGAGGAUGCAGCUGGACAUUAUCCUGACCAGUCUUCAGGACCACACCCAUGUGGCGUCUCUGCUCGGCUACAGUUCUCCCCCUGAUGCUUCGGAACCUCUCACCCUACCCGUCGACUCUGCACAUGCUCCGGACACACACUCUGACACACACCCUGACACACACCUGGCCGAGAUUCUCAUGAAGACCCUUCUUAGGAACCUUGGUUUUUACACUGAGCAGGCAUUUGGAGAACUAGAGAAGAACAGUGAUAAACUGCUACAGGGCACAUCGUCUUCCGACAGUAGCCAGCCAGCUCACCUACAUGAGCUGCUGUGCUCUCUCCAGAAACAGCUAUUGGCUUACUGCCACAUUAACUGUGUAACAGAGGGCUCCAGCAGUGUGGCUCUACUUCAUAAACAUCUACAGCUAUUACUGCCUCACGCCACCGAUAUCUUCACCCGUUCAGCCAACCUGCUCAAAGAAAGUUCCGGAAACGGCAGCGUACGUGAAAAACUCCGAGAUGUGAUCUACGGCUCUGCAGCAGGCAGCAUGCUGUGUCAGAUUGUGACCUCACUGCUGUUGCUGCCUGUGUGGGUUGCUCGGCCGCUCCUCAGUUUCCUGUUGGACCUCCUGCCUCCGCUGGACCGUCUCAACAGGCUCCUGCCUGCCGCUACUCCACUGGAAGACCAGGAGCUACAGUGGCCUCUGCAUGGCACCACAGAGAUGGUGGACCCAGGUUGUAUGAGUGGAUCAGCACAGAGCUGGGUGUGGCUGGUGGAUUUGGAGCGGACUGUGGCAUUACUGGUGGGACGUUGUCUUGGGGGCAUGCUGCAAGGAGCCCCUCCUUCACCUGAGGAACAGCAUACAGCCUACUGGCUGAAAACCCCCCUGUUUAGCAAUGGACUUGAGACAGACAUCCCACAGCUAGAUGCCUGUAUCAGCUCUCUGCUGGAGGUAGCGUUAUGUGGUAAUGAAGAGCAGAGGCUGUUUGACUGUCCACUCCGUGCUGAUAUGAGUGUACUGGUGGACCUGGCCUUGGGCUCCACUAAAGAACCAACACACAGCCUGUGGACCAACAUGCAGGACUAUGCCAUCAGCAAAGACUGGGAUAGUGCAUCUCUGAGUAAUGAGGUUCUGCUGGACACUGUGUCACGCUUCAUUUUGGCUGCGCUGCUCAAGCACACAGGACUACUGGGCCAGGCCUGUGGAGAGGGCAGGUAUCAGCCGUGUAAGCUGCUGGCUGAGGUCUAUCGCAGUGUGUAUAAGGUGCGGAAUCGCCUGCUGGCCUGUAAAAACAUGGAGCUGAUUCAGACUCGGUCGUCAUCCAGAGAACGCAGGAUCUCUGAUAACAUGGACUCUGUGGAGAUGGAUCCACAGGAGCACUCGUUCACUCGCACCAUCGACGAGGAGGCUGAAUUGGAGGAACGUGCCGACCGAGAGAGAGAACGAGAGGGCAGUCAUCAAGAACAGGAGGAUGAAGAUGACGAAAGAGAGCAUGAAGUCAUGACUGCAGGCAAAAUCUUUCAAUGUUUCCUCUCAGCGCGGGAGGUGGCCCGUGGACGGGAGCGGGAACGGGAGCGCGUUGGCAGCGUGAGCAGGCAGGAGGAGCCGGCUCAGGUGGGGCUGGAGCGCAGAGCCAGCUGUGGCCUGCAGGAAGGCCAGGAUCUCUACACCACAGCAUGCAAUGCCCUUAUUCACCGCUGUGCCAUGGUCCUAUUGGCUGUCAGCCCUCCACUCUCACAGCACACCAAUCAGCAGCCAUCAGCGGGUGGGACCACUCAGGACGGAGGGAGCUUUAUGACCAGGAGUGAAAGUCUGUCAGCUGAGAGUCGGUCCAUCCAGAGUAGUCCCAGCUACAGACUCAUUAAAUCCAGAAGUGAGUCAGACCUCUCCCAGCCGGAAUCUGACGAGGAAGGAUAUUCACUGGGUGGUAGGAGAAAUGAUCUGGACUUGGCCUUUUCCCAUAAGAAGAGAGGCAUACAUCACAGUACCCCGGACUCGGCUGACACAUGGUUUGGCGGGCACACGGGACGAGACUGGAUGUACAGCUCAUUGCUGUCAUAUGAGGACUCAGACUUGGACCUCAGUCUCUCGUUGGGUAUACAUGCACUUAUUGACAACAUUGUGAGUUUCAUCAGUGGAGAUGUGGGAAACACGCCAGCGUUUAAGGACCCAGAGGAGGGCAUGUCAACCAACCCUCAGGCCAUAAUUACUGCCAUGGAACAACAGCAGAGCAGAGCUGAGUUGCGUUUGGAGGCUUUGCACCAAAUUGUGGUGUUGAUUUCUGGGAUGGAGGAGAAAAGCAGCCAACCUGGGGCUGCAGGCACAGUUGGGCGUAGUGGCCCUGUCUUCCACUCUGCUUCCCUGUUGACGUCUGUCAGACUCCAGUUCCUCUCUGGAUGCUUUGGCCUUGGUGCUUUUGGAAACGGGGGGCUAAAGGGAGAGAGUGUCCAACUCCACCACUAUCAGGAUGGUGUCCGGGCCGCUAAAAAGAAUUUACAGAUGGAAAUUCAGACAGCUGUACACAAAAUCUACCAACAACUCUCAGUCACAUUGGAGAGAGCUUUACAAGCCAAUAAACACCAUAUAGAGGCUCAACAGCGACUGCUCCUGGUGACUGUGUUUGCAUUGAGUGUGCGGUACCAGCCUGUGGAUGUGUCAUUGGCCAUCUCCAGCGGGCUGCUGGAUGUGCUUUCUCAGCUGUGUGGCACAGAGACACUGCUGGGACAGACUCUGCACCUGCUUCACAAACCUGCCGGCUCUCAGCUCAGCACCGCACUCAAAGUUGCCAGUACUCGCCUGCUGCAGAUCCUGGCCAUCAGUACAGGGACCUAUGCUGACAGGCUGAGUCCUAAGGUCGUCCAGGCUCUGUUGGAUCUGCUGUGCAGUCAGCUGAAGACUCUGCUCUCUCAGGCUGCUGGCAGUGGGCUGAACACCAGCCCCGAACAAGACGACAAAAUGGAAGACUGCGGUGAUGCCCAGAAAAAAGACUUCAGAGCCUUGUUGCGUAAGCAGCACACCGCUGAGCUGCAUCUCGGAGACUUCCUGGUAUUUCUACGUCGCGUCGUGUCUUCUAAAGCCAUCCAGUCUAAGAUGGCAUCUCCCAAAUGGACAGAGGUCCUGCUGAAUAUCGCGGCCCAAAAAUGCUGCUCAGGGGUUCCUUUGGUGGGUAACCUGAGGACGCGCUUACUGGCCCUUCAUGUGCUGGAGGCUGUGCUGCCUGCCUGUGAAAACAGCGUGGAGGAUCAUCAGAUGACCCAGGUGGUGGAGCGCCUGUUCUCUUUGCUGUCAGACUGUAUGUGGGAGGCUCCAGUGGCCCAGGCCAAACAUAGUAUUCAACUGAAAGAGAGAGAGCAGGAGCUGAAGCUACAGGGUGAGCUGGAGGAAGAGGAAGAGAAUCUACCCAUUCAGGAGGUAACCUUUGACCCUGAGAAGGCUCAGUGUUGUGUGGUGGAGAGCGGACAAGGCCUUACACAUGGCAGUGGGGGCAAAGGUUACGGCCUUGCUGCCACUGGAAUCUCCUCAGGCUGCUACCAGUGGAAGUUCUACAUCGUGAAGGAGAAUCGUGGUAAUGAGGGGACAUGUGUGGGCGUAUCUCGUUGGCCUGUACAUGACUUUAAUCACCGAACCACAGCUGAUAUGUGGCUGUACCGAGCCUACAGUGGAAACCUCUACCACAAUGGCGAGCAGACACUCACUCUGUCCAGCUACACACAGGGAGACUACAUCACCUGUGUGCUGGACAUGGAGGCCAGAACUAUCUCAUUUGGCAAGAACGGAGAGGAGCCCAAACUGGCCUUUGAAGACGUGGAUGCCACUGAGCUCUUCCCUUGUGUCAUGUUCUACAGCAGCAACCCUGGAGAGAAGGUGAAGAUCUGUGAUAUGCAAAUGAGAGGAACUCCCCGUGACCUGUUGCCGGGCGAUCCCAUUUGCAGCCCAGUUGCCACGGUGCUCGCGGAGGCGACCACUCAGCUGAUCCGCAUCUUGCAUCGCUCCGAGCGCUGGACUGCGCCCAUCAACCAUUGCAUGUUACAGCGACUACAACACAUCCGUGGCUGCCUCAGGGAGGGGGGAACUUCGGGGGGCAGUCGUCUGCGGAAGAGUCGCUCCGCCCAGAGCAGGGAGGAGCAAGACGACAGAGAGGAGGAGAGAGAUGAGGACAGAAGAAGGGCGGGAGGGCGUCACUGCACACCCGAACUCUCAGACACUCACCUGCGGACGCUGUGCAGCCAGGUGUGGCCCGUGUUGGCUGUGAUUGGUGGAGCAGACGGAGGUCUGCGGGUGGGCGGCAGGUGUGUUCACAAACAGACGGGCCGCCAUGCCACCCUGCUGGGCGUGGUCAAAGAGGGCAGCACCUCGGCCAAAGUGCAGUGGGACGAGGCAGAGAUUACCAUCAGCUUCCCCACUUUUUGGUCACCUAGCGACACUCCCCUCUACAACCUGGAACCCUGUGAGCCGUUGCCCUUUGACGUGGCUCGUUUCCGUGGCCUGACCGCCGCUCUGCUGCGGGACCUGACCGCCCUCGCCAGCCUGCAAGACGACGUCGCCAAGCCUGCCGCUCGAAGACACGAGCGUCGUCACCGCCACGAACAGGAGGAGCGAGAGAGCGAGACGCGCACGGAGACCAAAGAGGGCGGAGACCUCCGUGUAUCUCACAGCCUGGAUGAAGUUAGAUCUCACGCCGCCCCUAACUCCCGCUCCGAGAGCGAGCUGGCCGCCUACGCCUUGGACGCCCCGCAGCCCCCCCCAGAGGGCCGACGCAGGCAGCAGGAGGCCGAGACGCGUGGAAACGUGCAGGAGAUCGCCGCGCUGUCAGAAGUGCACGCCAUACAGCUGUCCUAUCUGUAUCUGGGCGCCAUGAAGACGCUCAGCGUGUUACUCAGCUGCAGCAAAUACGCCGAGCUGCUCCUCAUCCCCAAAGUGUUGCCGGACAGCAGUCACAACGCCGACUGUGCCAGCAGCAGCCCUGGUGCCAGCGUAUGCCAGGAGGAGGCGGAGAUGCGCACGGCGCUGCAGUUUCUCAUGAGGCACAUGGUGAAGAGGGCGGUGAUGCGUUCCCCAAUCAAACGGGCGCUGGGACUGGCAGACCUGGAGCGGGCACAGGCUAUGAUUUACAAACUAGUGGUCAAUAGCCUGUUGGAGGAACAGGAAGGGGGCAAAACCAAACUCGUGGAUGCAGAGUUGGAGGAGCUGGAGGGAGAGCAGCACUUCCAGACGCCUGUCACCACGAGCCCCUCCGCAUCCAGCAGCACGUCUUUCAUGAGCUCCUCUCUGGAGGACACUACCACAGCAACAACCCCAGUUACUACGGCAACGACCCCUGUUACAGAUGCUGAAACGGCACCUGCCACAGAGUCUCCGGGUGUAAUGCCACUCAGCCUGCUCAGGCAGAUGUUCUCCAGUUACCCGACCACCACCCUGCUCCCGGCUCGGCGAGCCCAGACUCCGCCCGUCUCCUCUCUGCCCACGUCACCCUCAGACGAGCACGGGCGGAGACAAAGCCUCACAUCACCGGAGUCCCAGCCCGCAAGAACCACCAACAGAACAGCUCUGUCCGACCCCAGUAGCCGUCUGUCCACCUCACCUCCACCUCCUGCCAUCGCUGUUCCCCUGCUGGAGAUGGGCUUCUCUUUGAGACAGAUAACCAAAGCACUGGAGGCUACAGGUGCGAGAGGAGAAGCUGAUGCCCAGAACAUCACGGUCCUGGCCAUGUGGAUGAUAGAGCAUCCAGGGACGGCUGAGUCGGAGGAGCCCCACGGGGGAGGAUCAGAGCCCUGCCCUGGGGCCGCAGGAGGAGGCAAGAGCGGCGAGAGGAGUUACCUCCGUUCACCUGGAGACAUCCCUAAUGCUGAUGCAAGUGAGAUGGAGGAGGGCUUCAGUGAGAGCCCUGAAGGACUGGACCAGGAUUCUGCUUCUGCGUCCACUGGGCCUGCCCACAGGGGCCGUGCUGCAGCCAACAGGAAACACCGCUUUGACCUAACAGCACGCACACUACUGGCUCGUGCAGCGGGAUUGUACCGGUCAGUGCAGGCUCAUCGUACCCAGGCACGCCGUGAGGGCACAGGGCUGCAGCAGGAGUCUGGACCCCUGGGAGCGCUGUAUGACUUUAACCUGGACGAGGAGCUGGAGCUGGAGCUGGACCAGGAGGCCAUGGAGGCCAUGUUCACCCAGGAACUGGCCUCUGACUCUGACAUUCUGGGAAUGUGGAUCCCAGAGGUACUGGACUGGCCAACAUGGCAUGUGUGUGAGUCUGAGGAUCGGGAGGAAGUUGUUUUGUGUGAGUUGUGUGAGGUCAACGUGUCCAGCUUCAACCAGCACAUGAAGAAGAGUCACCCAGGAUGCGGACGCAGUGCCAACCGGCAGGGUUACCGUAGCAACGGCUCUUACGUGGACGGCUGGUUCGGCGGAGAGUGCGGCAGCGGAAACCCGUACUACCUGCUCUGUGGCAACUGCCGGGAAAAAUACCUCAACAUGAAAAGCAAGAUCAAAGGAGCACUUCCAGAGAGAUACAAAGGACAAGCUCCAGACCUCUUAGGAAAACAGGACAGCGUAUAUGAAGAGGACUGGGACAUGCUGGAUGUGGAUGACUCUGAGCGGCUUACUGGUGAGGAGGAGUUUGAGUUGUUAUCCGCUCCACUGGGUCUGAGUGAACGCAGGCUGGUUCCAGAGGCUGUACACUUCCCUGACACUGACCCUCUCGGAGCAUCCGUUGCCAUGGUCACUGCCACCAACAGCAUGGAAGAAACUCUGCUACAGAUAGGUUGUCAGAGUUCGGUGGAUAAGAGCUCCUCAGGGCGCAUGUCUCUGGGGGAGCAGGCGGCCGGGCUGCAGACGGCCACAGACCGCCUGGUGGCGCUGAAGAGAGUCACUGCAGCCGCUCAGGUUCUGCUGGCCAGGACCAUGGUGAUGAGAGCAUUGUCUCUACUCUCAGUGAGUGGCUCUAGCUGCAGUCUUGCUGCUGGACUGGAAUCUUUGGGUCUAACAGACAUCAGGACCCUGGUACGUCUCAUGUGUUUGGCUGCCGCCGGCCGGGCCGGGCUCUCUACCGGCCCGGUGUCUGGACCCGGAACUUCAGAACGUCCGCGAGGAGCCAAUAAGACCACUAAACCCAUCUCCUGCCUGGCCUACCUCAGCACCGCUGUGGGCUGUCUGGCCUCCAAUAGCCCCAGUGCUGCCAAACUGCUUGUCCAGCUGUGUACUCAGAACCUGAUCUCAGCAGCGACCGGUAUGAAUCUGACAACAGUGGAUGAUCCCAUCCAGAGGAAGUUCCUGCCCAGUUUCCUACGGGGUGUGGCUGAGGAGAAUAAACUGGUGACGUCACCAAACUUUGUGGUGACCCAGGCUCUGGUGGCCCUCCUAGCAGAUAAAGGAGCUCGACUGAGACCAGGAUAUGACAAGGCCGAGCUAGAAAAGAAAGGGUUAAUCUCGCCUUUCUAUGCCCACCUUUCCUGUGCCCCUCCUGCUGUAGGCCCGUUGGAGCUGGCCAAUGCGCUCGCAGCGUGCUGCCUCUCCUCCCGCCUCUCCUCACAGCACCGCCAAUGGGCCGCGCAGCAGUUGGUGCGCACAUUGGCCGCCCACGACCGUGACAACCAGAGCCGGCCACAGACCUACGCCGACAUGGCAGGAGACCUCCGCAAGUGCUCCACCAUCAAGCUGGAGGCUCACCAGAGCAGGGUGACCACCUUAGGCUGGUGUGGUAAGAAGGGCCUCCUGGCCACCAGUGGAAACGAUGGAACUGUCCGUGUCUGGAACGUGACCAAAAACCAGUACACGCUUCAGCAAACCUGUGUCUUCAACAGACUAGAUGGUUCCCCUGACGACUGUAUGGGCUCUCCGGGCGACCCAAGCCUUGGGCAGGUGUCCUGGAGCGUCAGUGGGAAAUAUCUGGCUGCUUGUCUGGAAAAAACUGUUAACAUCUGGCAAGUCAAUGGUGGUAAGGGGCUGGUCGACCAGCAGCCUCACUGGGUGUCAACCUUGGCUUGGCCAGAGGAGGAGGCUGGAUCACUUUGGGGUGGGGAACCACGAGAACUUUUACUCGUCGGUCGCAUGGAUGGAACACUUGGACUGUUGGAGGUUCUUGAUGCAUCCAACAUGGAGAGAACUGAAUUGCUGCACUGCUACAGAAAAGAUGUGGCUGUGAUGCAUAUUGCUUGGUAUAGUGAGGACCGUCCCUUUGCCAUUGGUUACGCUGAUGGAAAACUUCUGAUUGGCUCUAAAGAACCUUUGGAGAGUGGAGCUGUUGUAGUUAUUGAUGCUCACAAGGAGAGCAUCACUGGGUUGCACUGGGGCCCAGGGGGGCAGAUGUUAUUGAGUUGUGCCAAAGAGGAGACUGUGCACCUGUGGGCGGAGUCAGGGGCAGGACUAGGGCGGAGUUGGACGUGUUUACAGAGCAUCACUCACCCCGCUGUGGUUAAUGCCGUUGCCUGGUGCAAACUCCCUGGCCUGGGACCAAAAGCACUGAACAUGUUGGCCACGUGUUGUCAGAAUGGGCUGGUGUCUGUGUGGACACUACCACAGAAUCCCCCAGCGUACUCCCAGCCCAGCUCCGUCAGCCCAGAGGGAUGGUGGGACACAGAGGCCAAACCUAAACUGAGGCUGGGCCAGCAGCAUUCUGAGGGAGCAGUGUGUGUCUUCCAACUACGGGGUCACAUGACUCCGGUGCGAACAGUUGCAUUCAGCCCAGAUGGUCUGGCUCUGGUUUCAGGAGGGGUCGGUGGACUCAUGAACAUCUGGUCACUACGGGAUGGCUCAGUGCUCCAAACGGUGGUGGCCGGGUCCGGAGCCAUUCAGAAUACAGUGUGGAUCCCAGACGUGGGCGUGGCUGUCUGCUCCAACCGGUCAAAGGAUGUUCUGGUUGUCAACUGCUCAACUGAAUUCAUGGCGACGAAUCAUGUGUUGGCGACAUGCCGCACUGCCCUGAAGAAACAAGGGGUGGUUGGACUGAAUAUGGCUCCAUGUAUGCGGGCGUUUCUAGAGAGACUUCCUGUUAUGCUGCAAGAACAAUAUGCCUAUGAGAAGCCUCAUGUGGUGUGUGGAGAGCAGCUGGUUCACAGCCCAUACAUGCAGUGUUUGGCCUCCCUGGCAGUGGGACUGCAGUUAGACGCUCUGCUGUGCCGACCUCUGCUGCCCCCACACCUGGUCUACUGCCCCCCCGAGCCUGGCACCUGGACUGCCAGCGAGUGGGCGUGGCUUCACUGUUUCUCUACCACCGUAAAAACAGCAGAGGCUCUAGCGAGAGGACACACCUUCCCAGAAUCCUUCACUGUGCCUGAUCUGGAGCCUGUACCCAAAGACAAGAUGACAGAGCUCAUGGACAACAGUAAAUGGCUCCCUGGAAUGGAUGAACAGAUCAUGUCUUGGGCAACCUCCAGGCCAGAGGACUGGCACCUUGGGGGAAAGUGUGACGUGUAUCUGUGGGGUGCUGGUCGACACGGUCAGCUGGCUGAGGCUGGGCGGAAUAUUCUAGUGCCAACAGUCGCUGCUUCCUUCUCUCAAGCCCAGCAGGUUGUGUGUGGGCAGAACUGUACAUUUGUGAUCCAGGCCAAUGGGACUGUGUCUGCCUGUGGAGAGGGCAGCUAUGGCCGACUGGGACAGGGAAACUCAGACGACCUGCAUGUUCUCACUGUCAUCUCAGCUCUUCAGGGAUUUGUAGUGACUCAGCUGGUGACCUCCUGUGGUUCUGAUGGCCAUUCAAUGGCUCUGACAGAGAGUGGAGAGGUCUUCAGCUGGGGAGAUGGAGAUUACGGCAAACUGGGUCAUGGCAACAGUGACAGACAACGCAGGCCACGGCAGAUAGAGGCUCUGCAGGGAGAGGAGGUGGUGCAGAUGUCGUGUGGCUUUAAGCACUCAGCAGUUGUGACGGCUGACGGUAAACUCUUCUCCUUCGGUAAUGGAGAUUACGGGAGACUGGGCCUAGGAAACACAUCCAAUAAGAAACUGCCUGAGAGAGUUACUGCACUAGAGGGGCAUCAGGUUGGCCAGGUGGCUUGUGGACUGAACCACACUUUGGCAGUCUCAGCUGAUGGAAUGGUGGUGUGGGCAUUUGGAGAUGGAGAUUAUGGGAAACUUGGCCUAGGAAAUUCAACAGCAAAGUCUUCACCUCAGAAAGUGGAUGUUCUCUGUGGAAUUGGGAUUAAGAAGGUGGCGUGUGGAACUCAGUUCUCCGUCGCUCUGAGCAAAGAUGGAAAUGUGUACACAUUUGGACAAGAUCGUCUGAUUGGCUUGCCGGAGGGCCGUGCGCGGAAUCAUAACCGCCCCCAGCAGGUGCCUGCUCUGGCAGGUGUGUUCAUAGAGGAUGUGGCUGUGGGAGCAGAACACACACUCGCUCUCUCCUCCACUGGAGAUGUCUAUGCCUGGGGCAGCAAUUCAGAGGGACAGCUGGGUCUGGGCCACACUAACCACGUGAGAGAGCCAACUUUGCUAACUGCACUGCAAGGCAAAAACAUCCAGCAGAUCUCAGCUGGACGCUGUCACAGCGCAGCCUGGUCGGCACCUCCUCUACCACCACGGGCACCAGGCUCAUCAGUGCCUUUGCAGUUGGGUUUGCCAGUGUGUGUUCCUCCACAGUACAGUGCACUGAAGGAAGUGAGCAUGGAGAUGCUUAGGGCCAGACUUCGCCUUCUCUACCAUUUCUCUGACCUCAUGUACUCCUCCUGGAGAUUACUCAACCUGAGCCCCAACAACCAGAACUGCACGUCUCGUUACAACGCGGGCACGUGGGGCAUUGUGCAGGGACAGCUGCGCCCCCUCUUAGCCCCACGGGUCUACACCUUGCCCAUGGUGCGCUCCAUCGGUAAAACCAUGGUCCAGGGCAAGAAUUACGGCCCUCAGAUCACGGUCAAGAGAAUCUCCACCCGGGGGAGGAAGUGUAAACCCAUCUUUGUGCAGAUAGCUCGUCAGGUCGUCAAGUUAAAUGCUUCUGACCUGCGCCUGCCGUCUCGGGCCUGGAAGGUCAAACUGGUGGGGGAAGGGGCUGAUGACGCAGGGGGUGUGUUUGAUGACACCAUCACAGAGAUGUGUCAGGAGUUAGAGACUGGCGUGGUGGAUCUGCUCAUUCCAUCCCCCAAUGCCACAGCAGAAGUGGGCUACAACAGAGACAGGUUCCUGUUCAACCCAUCAGCUUGCCUGGAGGAGCAUUUGUCACAGUUUAAGUUCCUGGGAAUUCUGAUGGGCGUCGCCAUUCGCACUAAGAAGCCGCUGGAUUUGCAUUUGGCUCCUCUGGUGUGGAAGCAGCUGUGCUGUAUCCCCCUAACACUGGAAGACCUGGAGGAGGUGGAUCUGCUCUAUGUUCAGACACUCAACAGCAUCCUGCACCUGGAGGACAGCAGCAUCACUGAGCAAAACUUCCACGAGAUGAUUCCACUGGACUCCUUUGUUGGCCAGAGUGCUGAUGGGAAAAUGGUGCCCAUAAUCCCAGGGGGAAACAGUAUCCCGCUGACUUUCUCUAACAGGAAGGAGUACGUGGAGCGAGCCAUUGAGUACCGGCUGCAUGAGAUUGAUCGACAGGUGGCAGCGGUGCGUGAGGGCAUGUCGUGGAUCGUUCCCGUUCCUCUCCUCUCCCUGUUAACGGCGCGCCAGCUGGAGCAGAUGGUGUGCGGGCUGCCGGAGAUCAGCGUGGACGUGCUGAAGAAGGUGGUGCGAUACCGAGAGGUGGAGGAGCAGCAGCAGCUGGUCCAGUGGUUCUGGCAGACGCUAGAGGAGUUCUCCAACGAAGAGAGAGUUCUCUUCAUGCGCUUCGUCUCGGGACGCUCGCGCCUGCCCGCCAACACGGCCGACAUCUCGCAGCGAUUCCAGAUCAUGAAGGUCGACAGGCCAUACGAUAGUCUACCCACCUCUCAGACGUGCUUCUUCCAGCUCCGCCUCCCUCCCUACUCCAGCCAGGCCGUGAUGGCCGAGCGGCUCAGAUAUGCCAUCAAUAACUGCCGCUCCAUCGACAUGGAUAACUACAUGCUGUCUCGCAACGUGGACAACGCCGAGGGCUCAGACACAGACUAUUGACCUUUUGCACCAAACACACACGCGCACACACACACACAACACACUCACACGCACACACCCAUUCAGCAGAUGGGAGCUGUGCAUCUGUAUAGGAUUUACAAACAAACAAACAAACAAAGAAACAAACAAACACCAGGCUCUUAUUAAUUUUUAAAAAAAGAAAAAACAAUCAGUGUUUUCACACACACUCUUAAAUACAUAUCAGUUCAGUGUCUUUAUUUUACCGUAUUGUAUUUUAGCAGUUAAAGCAAUCAGGCAGUGGAGCAAAGAGGAGCAGACAUAGGAUGUUUCUCUUAUAUACAUUUCUUUCUCUCUCUCUCUUUCACUUUUCCUCUCCAACUUUGUUUUUUUCUGCUUCAUUGUAUUUUCAGGGGUUUGUGCAUGGAGGUAUGUUUACCUAAUUUGGAAACAUGUAUAGAAUAAUCAAAUGACAGAAAAAGGAAACGAAUAUUGUAUAUUGUGUAUAAUGCUUCUUUAGAAAAUUAUUUUACAUCCAUAUUUAUUUUGUUUUAAUUUUGAACUGCCUAAGCCAAGUUUCCUAAGACAAACACGGAAAUGCUUUAAUACUGAACUGCUUUAUGUCUCAUUACUGAAAAUUGAAAAAAAAAAAAAAAAAAAAAGAAAGAAAUUUAAGAAGAAAAAAAGGACAAAAUUUAGGUUUCUUUUAAAGGUGCUUCUGAAGAGUUGUGAAUAUGUGUGCUCUGGUUAUAAACGUAUGUUUCUUCCA